This is a messenger RNA of Funneliformis caledonium, 346 nucleotides long. The record is from the annotation of a GenBank genome assembly. NCBI's taxonomy places the organism in Eukaryota, Fungi, Glomeromycota, Glomeromycetes, Glomerales, Glomeraceae.
AUGUCUAACGUUACAGAAUAUAAUCUCUCUAAUCUCCCGACAGCUGAAACUGUUUUAGAGCUUGAAGAAAAUGAUAUCAAUGUAAUAUUUAGCCAAAAUGUCACUGGUAAAGCCUUCCUUCGUUUGAAAGAAGAACAACUCACUCGUGAUCCUGGCCCGUUCAAACUGCUAUUUGGACCGGCUUCAGCAAUCGCAGGUAUGGUUAAACAAAUUAAUGGAGAUGGUAAUCAAGAACAAGAAUCUUUAAAAAGACAUAUUGAGAAAGUCGUCAAAGAAAAAGUAAGCGAUCUUAGACGUGAUGUGAAAAAAGUACGUUAUUUUGCAGAAGCAUGGCUCAGUUCACCUG